This is a messenger RNA of Penicillium odoratum, 711 nucleotides long. RefSeq lists its product as uncharacterized. The transcript has a single exon. Bases 1 to 711 code for a protein of 236 amino acids. Lineage: Eukaryota; Fungi; Ascomycota; Eurotiomycetes; Eurotiales; Aspergillaceae. The record is from RefSeq and is a predicted model, not a curated record.
AUGUUGUCAAAUCAGGGCCAAGCUGAUGCCCUUCCUCCUUACGACCUUUCAGAAGACUUUGACUAUGCAUUCGACACAAAAUCAAUGGAGAAUUUGCUUCUUCCUGAACAGGCCGAUGAGCCGGGCUUUGCUGUUGCAUCCACGCUAACGCGAGGCCUGCAAGUUCCUUCUCGAAGCGGCACCUGCUCAUCCGGCUUUGAUUAUCCCGAGGAAUUGUCCCAGCACAGAAUCUCUGAAAAACAAUGGAGUCAAUUCAACCAGGUCAUCUGCGACGAGGCAAAGCUCUCCCCACAACAAUGGAGUACCGUGAUCGGCAAAGGCCUGGGAAUUCUCGCGAUGGGCGGUCUCAUGAUCGGCUUCUUCGGUGCCAUCCCAGCAGUCCUAAUCGCCCGUCAUAUUCGAAGAAAGAAGGAGAAUCGAAAUUUGGCCACUGCGAUGGCUGGAGAACAGGGUGAGCGCCUCGCUCACCAUAUCUCAGUUUGGAACGAAACUUUUUUUAAGCCCCGGGGGCUCCUGAUUCGUGUCGAUCUGCCCAAAGAACUGCUGGAGGAUAUGAAGGAGAUGGACCUUCAUCUGGAGGGCUCUGUGACUCCGUCGGAUUCAAAAUCCCGUGACAAAGCUGCCCUUAAGGCUCGCAUUGUCAUUAUUCCACUGGAUGGAUCUGCGUCCACAUCAAGACGGGGCUCAGAAACAACUCUAAGGGCUGAAUGA